This is a messenger RNA of Benincasa hispida (wax gourd), 432 nucleotides long. NCBI's taxonomy places the organism in Eukaryota, Viridiplantae, Streptophyta, Magnoliopsida, Cucurbitales, Cucurbitaceae. The record is from RefSeq and is a predicted model, not a curated record.
AUGAAAGAGCUUGGAGAACUAAAGCAUUUCCUUAGAUUAGAGAUAGAGUGCUCAGAGAAAGGAUUGUUCCUUGGACAACAGAAGUAUGCAAAGUAUCUUUUGCAAAAGUAUGGCAUGAGUGACUGCAAACCAAUAUCUACAUCGAUGGAGGUUAAUAAAAAGUUUUUCAUGCAUGAAGGAAAAGAUAUUGUAGACUCAACAAUGUAUGGCGAACUGUAUCUAAAGAAUCCUCAUCUUGAAGCAGUUCGAAGAAUUUUAAGAUAUCUAAAAGGAACAAGUGAAUAUGGCAUUUUAUGCAAUAAAUGUGAGGAUUACAAGUUAGAAGGCUUCUACGAUGCUAAUUAUGCUACAGAUCACGUUACACGACAAUCAACUAUUGGUUACGUGUUCGAACUUGGUAAUAGAGCAGUUUUUUUGUCACAUCCCCUCUAA